AUGAAAACAAUCAAAUGCACUGUUCUUGGCGAUGGUGGUGUUGGAAAGACAUCUCUAAUUGUCACAUACACAACAGAUGUAUUCCCAGAUGAAUAUAUACCAACAUGCAUUAUUGACUUCAGUAAAAUAGUCUUAAUUGAAAAGACACCUGUCGAUUUAAAGUUGUGUGACUUUGCAAAGUAUACAGACUAUGACAGAAUAAACCGACUCAUAUAUCAAAAUACAGACGUGUUUGUACUGUGCUUUUCGUUGGUAUCACACACAUCACUCGACAACAUAGUCACAAAGUGGAAACCAGAAGUUGCUUACAACUUCCCAAACGUGCCAUGUCUGCUUGUUGGUACAAAACUUGAUUUAAAAUAUGACAAGAACACCAUCAACAAACUCACUACAAAAGCAACACAUGUAAUAACAACAGAAGAAGGGUUGGAUGCUGCAAAAAGUAUUGGAGCUUACAGAUACAUUGAAUGCUCUGCUUUGAGUCAAGUAAACUUGGAAAAUGUGUUUAAUGAAGCAAUCAAAAUAGUCUUGGCUCAAAAAAGUAACAACUAA
This is a messenger RNA of Entamoeba invadens IP1, 552 nucleotides long. RefSeq names its product Rho GTPase, putative. Gene Ontology annotation, molecular function: GTPase activity; GTP binding. Gene Ontology annotation, biological process: small GTPase-mediated signal transduction. The transcript has a single exon. The record is from RefSeq and is a predicted model, not a curated record. Bases 1 to 552 code for a protein of 183 amino acids. NCBI's taxonomy places the organism in Eukaryota, Evosea, Mastigamoebida, Endamoebidae.